Molecule: messenger RNA, 1159 nt
Organism: Cucurbita moschata (crookneck pumpkin)
Lineage: Eukaryota; Viridiplantae; Streptophyta; Magnoliopsida; Cucurbitales; Cucurbitaceae
Product: protein SULFUR DEFICIENCY-INDUCED 1-like
Exons: 4
Coding region: 39-959 (306 amino acids)
Molecular function (GO): protein binding
Source: RefSeq, a predicted model, not a curated record
AGGAAUAAAAGCUUUGAAGAAGAAGAAGAGGAGAGAGAAUGGCUUUAGAGAGAGAGAAAUUAGGAGAGAGAGAGAAAUUAGGAGAGAGAGAGCAAAAGAGCUCAAAAGAUGAACUUUUUCAUGUCAUUCAUAAGGUUCCACCUGGUGAUACUCCUUAUGUUAGAGCAAAAUAUGCUCAGUUGAUAGAGAAGGAUCCAGAGAGUGCAAUUUCAUUAUUUUGGGAAGCAAUAAAUGCAGGAGACAGAGUUGAAAGUGCUCUAAAAGACAUGGCUGUGGUUAUGAAGCAAAUUGAUAGAGCUGAAGAAGCCAUUCAUAUCCUCCAAACCUACAGAUUUCUCUGCUCCAAACACUCCCAACAAUCGCUCGAUAACGUUCUUAUCGAUUUGUUUAAGAAAUGUGGAAGAAUAGAAGAACAAAUUGAGAUGCUGAAGAGAAAACUAAGAAAGAUAUAUGAAGGAGAAGCUUUUAAUGGAAAGCCCACAAGAACAGCUCGUUCUCAUGGCAAGAAAUUUCAGGUUUCUGUCAAACAAGAAACCUCUAGAUUAUUGGGGAAUCUGGGGUGGGCCUACAUGCAAAAGCCCAAUUACAUGAUGGCGGAGGCAGUGUACAAAAAGGCCCAAAUUAUCGAUCCAGACGCCAACAAAGCAUGCAAUUUGGGCCUUUGUUUGAUGAAACAGGGCCGCCUCAAUGAGGCCAUUUCGGUUCUCCAACAAGUCCAGCAAGGCAGAAUUCCGGGCUCUGAUGAGAUCAAAGCCCAAAAACGGGCAGGAGAUUUGCUGACCCAAAUUAGGUCGAGACAAUCGCUGCCCGAUUCCAUCGAGCUAUUGGGCCUCAGUAUUGAUGGCGAUUUGCUUAAUGGGCUUGAGCAAUUGGUCCAUGAACGAGGCCCAUUUAGGUCCAAGAGGCUUCCGGUUUUUGAGGAAAUUUCUUCAUUUAGGGAUCAAUUAGCAUGUAAUUAAUUAAUUAAUUAACUUUUCCUUUUUUCCUUUUUAUUUAUUUAUUUUUAAUGUAGAUUGGGGUUGGUGUUGGGAUUUAGAAUAAUGUGUGUCUCGGUUUUGUAAAUAAAGAAAAACGAAGGAGCUGAAUGCAAAUUUGAAAAGGAAAUGUUUUGUGUAAAUUUAGUAUUGAUGUUGGAAUAAAUAUUUGUUUUUUUUUUUUU